Messenger RNA from Amblyraja radiata (thorny skate), 3556 nucleotides. RefSeq names its product family with sequence similarity 78 member Ab (gene fam78ab). The record is from RefSeq and is a predicted model, not a curated record. Bases 971 to 1921 code for a protein of 316 amino acids. The transcript is spliced from 2 exons. Lineage: Eukaryota; Metazoa; Chordata; Chondrichthyes; Rajiformes; Rajidae.
AUGAAGAUAAAAGGAUCGGUCCAGUGAUUCGGUGAGAUACGGGGAGAUUCAGUUUCAAAUCACCUCUACUGGCUCAGGAGGUCAAACAUCCCAUCCGACGGAGAGGAGCAGGUCCGGGGCUGGCAGUGGAGGUGGAGGAACAGUCACUUGUAAUGUGUGUAGUUUCACUGACACUGACAGGGGGGCUGGAGACUGACGCUGUGUGUGUGUGUGUGUGUGUGUGUGUGUGUGUGUGUGUGUGCGGGGGGAGCUCAGCGACUUUACUCAAUGUAUCUCAGGCGGUGACCCAGCGGCGGCGCGGUAUUGUAAUGGACAAAUAAUGUGAAGUAUUGUGAGCGGUGUCGACAGUGUGGAGCUGGCUGGCUGAUGACUACAGUCAGCAGCCGCAGAGGGGUGGGUGCAGGCUGAGAGAGAGCGAGAGUGAGAGAGCGAGAGAUAGGAAGGAAGCCGGCAACAUCCUCUCCACUGUGGCCGGCAGAGCGCACACACACACACUCACACACUGGAGUUUCGGUGAGAUAGUACUUGGAGCUAAUAGGACUCGCAGGACAGGACGAGAAAGAGAGUGGGUGAGUGAGUGUGAGAGAGAGAGAGAGAGAGAGAGAGAGCUGCCUCACUCCCCGGCACCCUCUCACUUCCUCGCUGGGACAUGGAGCCGGAGACGAGGUGGCUACGAGCCGGCAGCCGCGCAUUAACAACCGGGCUUUGGAUCCAUCUCACCUGAACCACGACUAGUUUGCUCCUCGUUUUUUGGGGGAUUCAACGGGAGAAGGGGACGAGAACCCAUCAUCUCUCCCACCAAAAUCCUCCUUAAAAAAAAGAAAAAGAAAUAACUAACCCCCGCAAAAGAAAAAAAAGUUUAAAACUUUUAUUUUUUAAAAUUGGUAUUAAUAACUCAAUGUGUUUUAAAACACAAAAGCUGAAGGCGUGCCGGGAGCAGGUUUCUCCUCGGGCUGCGGUGGAAGGUUGAAUGAAUGUCUGCUGUGGGAGAACGCUCGGCCAGUUGCUCGCUGACCGAGUUCUGCCCUCGGUCCUGAUUUCAAUGGUUCGCCUGGUGACUUGGAGGCUCCCGUCUCUCGUUCUCCUCGUCUUCCUACAAAGUGCCAUGGGUUGCAUCAACAGCCUCGCCUGCAAGCCCAGGGUGUGUCGGGACUCCAUCUCCCUGCAGGAGAUCUCGGCCAGCAUCGACAGCAACCCCACCAGCAUCGACGAGUCGUCGGACAUCGUCCUGCGCUACCGCACCCCCUACUUCCGAGCCUCGGCGCGGGUCUGUGUGCCACCCAUUCUCAAAGAGGACACAUGGGUGGUCGGCUGGAUCCAAGCAUGCAACUACAUGGAGUUUUACAACAUGUACGAGGAUCUGGGCAUGUCCAGUUGGGAACUGCCAGAUCUCAGAGAUGGAAAAAUUAAUGCAAUAAGUGACUCAGAUGGAGUGAAUUAUCCUUGGUACGGUAACACCACUGAAACGCACACAAUAGUGGGCCCCACCAGAAGGGAGGUCCGCUUUACUGUCAGCAUGAAUGACAACUUCUACCCGAGUGUCACCUGGGCCAUCCCUGUCAGCAAGUCCAACAUACCACAACUAUCCAGUAUUAAGAGAGACCAAAACUUCACCACGUGGCUGGUGGCCUCCAAUCAAGAGACUGGUGAGAUUAUAGUUUUGCAAACAAUCAAAUGGAGGAUGAAGCUUCACAUUGCAGUGGAUCCGAGAAAAAACCUUGGGGAGCGUGCAGUGCUGAUGGAGCCUAUUAAUCAGGAAUGUCCUGUGAUUCUCAACAAGAAUGAGCUAAUUGCACCCAAUGUGCUAAAGAAACCCAAUGCAAAUGACGCUCAGGUGCUGAUGUGGCGGCCGACAUUUGGAGAUCCGCAGGUAGUCAUCCCUCCAAAGAACCGAAUAGAACAAUCACGAGCAAUGUGUUGAUGCUCCUAAGACACAACACUGGGUCUUCAAAACCAACAUGUGCACUAAUCAUGCAAGCAUUGCUCCACCUUGAACCACUAUGGUGGGGAAAACAUCACUGUGCUGAAAUCGGAUUCGUUUGCUAAGCUAAAGGCCAUUACACUGUGGGAUCAUCUCAUUUUAAAGACUUUAGCUUUGGCUUCUGGUCCUCUGCUGAAGCAUCGCACAAGUCAAAGAAGUUUUAUUGAAUGUCAGUCAAAACUGGAAUGCAAUUGCACAUGAACAAUUUUUUGCAAAAUGUUGUUUUUAUACAAGAAAAAAAAUCUAUCUCUUAACCAUGCUGCCUUAAGUUAGCAAAAGCAUCUCAUUGCAAAUAUUUGCCUUAAAAGAACUUCACCAUGAAUAUAAACGGAAUGUUGUUUCAUUAUGACUGCAAUAUGCAAUUGUAAACAAGCCUGCUCAUGAUCUGUGAAUAAUAACCCUGAACACUUCAUUUUGUGGAAAGAUCCUAAAAAUAAAUUUUCAAGUGGAAUCUAAUCAACUAACUCCAAAUAUAUUUAUUGAUAGUCAAGCAUUUGAAUGCAAACUAACCAUUUCCAGAAUAGGGCAAUUUCAAGUAACGGUCAAGAUGGAACAAAAUGAAGUAGACCACAAUAUUCCAAUGUCCAAGGUCAUAAGAAACACCAAUAUCAACAUCAAGUAGUUUACUGAGGUGUUUUAUACUAUAUUUUCAAGAUGCAUGAAGAAUACUUCAGAGAUAAUACAGAUCCAAUGCAUACUGUUAGUGUGGUACCGUGAGGAUUGAGAUCUACAAGAUGAAUGGGGUUCUUCCUAUCCAGUGUUAAUGUUUCUGGACAAGACGUGGAAGACUACACCUUCCAACAGUAGGCAGAGUAAAUAUAACAACAGUUCCCACAUGCUUACCACAGGGGUUAUUACGGGUGUUCAUGUAAAUACAACACCCUCCUCCACAACUCCCAUCUUCAUAGAAUUAUAAAGAAUUUCCAUCACAGAAAAUGCCAUUUGGGCCUGAUUGGUUUGUGCUGCUGUUGAAGCCUCCUCCUGUGGUACUUUAUCCAACCCCAUUAAAAUACCCCUCUAUUUCUUGCAGCCUCGUGUGCUUUUCUAGCUUAUCCUAACAUCAAUCAUUGCUGAUCACUCACUCCGAGAGGUAGUGAGCUUCACAUUCUCCCCAUUCUGGAGAAUAACGCAUCUCUCCUGAAUACCCCAUUAGAUUUCUUGGUGACAAUUUUAUGUUCAUUGCUUGUAGUUUUGGACCAACCCACCAACCCACACCACAAGUGAAACAACAUCCCCACAGUGAUUGUUAUUACAAUUUGAGCCAUGUCUUGGCUUACCCUCUUCUCAGGCUAGUCUGUGAAAUGUAUCAGGAGAGAAUUUAUAGUCCACAUAUGCCAGGGAUGAGAUGGUCGUUGUGAAAGGGUUGGAUGCAAUGGGUAAGACAAUCGGGGUAUUUGUUUUGAAAUGGUGGUAUCCUCCACGUCAGACUGAGGUGUUGAUGAUAAUUAAGUGCAUCCAGAUUUUUGCGACUCUUGAUCAUGAAAGACAACAGUGUUACGGGCAAUCAAUGUAAUUUAUUGAAUAUUCCUUGGCUGUAAAGUUUUUAGAAAUGAUUUAAACUUGAUGUUGUUGCCA